Messenger RNA from Neodiprion virginianus, 2740 nucleotides. Its product is annotated as major royal jelly protein 1-like. The coding region runs from base 150 to 1445 and encodes 431 amino acids. Lineage: Eukaryota; Metazoa; Arthropoda; Insecta; Hymenoptera; Diprionidae. The transcript has 6 exons. Gene Ontology annotation, cellular component: extracellular region. The record is from RefSeq and is a predicted model, not a curated record.
CUAAAUUAUGCUGGGUUUCAAGGUAGUCACGAAUAAACUUCGUAGUCAAAACCAUCGUUAUCGACAUUGCACAUCGAUCGCUAAUUUUGUUAAAGCCGGACGAAACUCUACUUCAACGAACACUUAGAGAAUCGAAGAACCGUAAUAAAAUGACAACCCCAUCUAGACCAUUUCGUAUACUGACAAUCGUAUUGUCAUGUGUUGGCUCGUUGUUGGCGGCAGAACUUACGACUAUCCAUGAAUGGAAGUACAUUGAAUACGCGGCCGAAGAUCCACUUGUUGAGCAUAUGUUGCAGGUUUCUGAAGAAUACAAUUACACGAAAAUCAUACCAAUUGAUUUCCAGAAAAUCUCAGGCAAUAGAGUUCUGGUUACAACACCCAGAUAUUCCAACGAUUUAUUAAUUCCAAGUUUGUCAAUUGUUUCGCCUAUGAUCGGGGACGGUGGUUCGUUGCUGGAGCCCUACCCAAAUUGGGAUUGGCACGAGACAGGAUAUUGUGGUGAUGAAAUAAUAACAAGCGUGUCUCGUCUUUUCACGGACCAGUGCAACAGGCUGUGGUUCGUCGACUCCGGGAAGAUAGGAGAUAAGCAAGUAUGUUCUGCUAAGCUGUUCGCCUUCAAUACGACAACCGACCAGGUGAUCCAUCGGAUUGAUAUUCCACAUGAGGUGACCCAUAAUUCUGUAGAUCCGAGCAAGGGGCGGCUUGAGAUACAAUUCGUCGAGACGAAGGGGGACUUCUGCGAUGAGACUUGGGCUUACAUUGGGGACCCGGAGGGCUACGGCCUUGUUAUUUGGGACGGUUCGGACAUAUGGCGUCUGGAAAACGACGACGUUUAUGCCCCGGCCUCGUCAGCUACGAAGUUCAGCGUUGCCGGCGAGAACGUCACCCUGGAACUCGGGACUUCCAUUGUGAGGAUACCACCCCCGGGAUUCAUCGACGAGGACUAUCUUCUUCUGAGACCAUUGUCCUCCUACUCAGACUACGCGAUAAGAGUCGAGGAUUUGCACAAUUCGAAGAACAGCAGUGUAACUUACUACAAGGGCAACAUUACGCUGCCGUCGCAAGAGCUUGUCAAAGUCUUCUCGAAGUCCGGGGUCCUUAUGGGCGCCUUGGCCUCGAGUCUGGUAGUGGCUUGCUGGAACCUGGCAAAUCCUCUGGCUACAGAGUACGUGGGUACACCGUUGGAGGACGACGAGGCUCUGCAAUUUACCAGCGCUGCUAAAAUAUUCGAAGGGUCUGAGCCCGGAUUUGAGCACGAAGAGUACUGGAUGCUGACCAAUCGGUAUCAAAAAUUCGCCCUGGGUACCAUGGAUUUCGACGAUGUCAAUUUCAGAAUUCUGUCGGUCAACAUCGCUGAUACCGUCCAAGGCACGGUGUGCGCGCCGAGCUCGCACAGUGCCACUAGCAUUGAGGAUAAAUUUUUCUUUGAAUAUGAAACGGUAUGAGAAAUUUUCCAUAAGCUCGUCUAUAUUCUGGUGUCCUUUACGAUAGUAUCCACUCACAAUCAGUUUCCGCCUGUAGCGUACCUCCUUAUAAACUGAGCGACUUAUGUACGUACUUUAGCACUGAAAUGUAUUUUUGGUUUGAAGCAGACGAUCUUUCCAGCAAUUCAUUACAUCGUCGGUUAAAACUGUAUUCGAAAAUGAUUAAAUUAUAGUGAUAAAGGAACAUCUUGACAAUUAUAUGGACAGAAUUAUGUACGGGCGGGGGGAAGGGGUGUCAUUAUGGGGAAAACCUCCAAGUUUUAUUCGCCAUUGACGAGACACUGAAUUUGUUCUGCAAGUGAUACAUAAUGUACUGUAUACAAUAUUCGUAUAUAAUCUAUUUCUAUACAGAGGGUUCAGUAUUUUGCUUACGGUGAAACUUUCUUGUUGUAAGGCAAGAUAUAUAUUUUUUAUCUCGAUUAUUCAAAUUAUAAAAACGUUGGCCGUUGAACUUGAAGCUCUUCACGAACGGAAGUAUAUAAACUAUAAUUACAUGAUAAUUAUUCCACAUUCUUAAAAGUGUUCGGAAAUUUACCAAAAUUUUACUGUACCACAGUGUAAUUGAAUAAAAAAUUCCGUGUUAUAAAGUGAAUUACUAGGCAUUCUCAUUGAAUUUGCAUAUAAAUUUCCUAAUUUCGCUCAACUUGGUUGGAGGAACGCUGGAGCGUACUUUGAAUUUAAGAAAUUAUAUAGUAAAUGCAUUGUAUUUGUAAACUUGCUAUACAUUUUCUGUACUUUAUUUGGAAUUUACUAAACAUACUGCUGAAUUUAAGUGAUAAAAACCAUAGAACUUUGGUUUUCUCCAAGUUACAAAACAUUUCGUCUAGACAAAAUAAGAGAUUGUGAGUUGUAAAAAAUCUGACAUGCAAAUUUUUUUGACUUUGUAGCUUCGGAAAUUAGUAUUUUUAUUAGUGUUAAGCCCAUAUUUGACUCGGCAUCUCCGUCUCCGUCUGUAGAUCGAUGUUUUCAGUCUACCGUGAAUAUUAGCGAUUGAAAUGAGUAGAAUGAUAAAAUAACAUAACGCUAGAUGCAUGAUCAUAUCGGAACGUUUAUCACAAAUUGAAGGAAAUGACGAUAGUUUUAAAAAGCGACGAUCACCUAACAACGACGAAUGGAUACUGUUUGUAAAUUUCUCAUAUCAUAGGAUGAAUUUUCAAACUCAGUAUCGUAAAUUUGACAACCGUUCUUAGUUUUGCUGUUAGACAGGCAACUCAAAAAACAGAGUCACGACCGUUCGUGGAAAAAAGCGGGGACUU